Molecule: messenger RNA, 2259 nt
Organism: Amaranthus tricolor (Joseph's coat)
Lineage: Eukaryota; Viridiplantae; Streptophyta; Magnoliopsida; Caryophyllales; Amaranthaceae
Product: putative disease resistance protein RGA4
Exons: 2
Coding region: 1-2259 (752 amino acids)
Molecular function (GO): protein binding
Source: RefSeq, a predicted model, not a curated record
AUGGGAAACAUCGACUUGGCAAAUGAUGAGAGUAAUGAAGGUAUAGUGCCUGUGUUGAAGAUUAGUUAUUAUGAUCUUCCAUUCCAACAGAAACGUUGCUUUAGUUACUGUGCGAUCUUUCCCAAGGAUUAUGAGAUUAUCAAAGAGGAUUUGAUUCUACUUUGGAUGGCACAGGGCUUCAUUCAGUCAAAUGGACAGAGUCUUGAAGAGGUGGGCGAGAAAUAUUUCAUGAAUUUACUUCAUAGGUGCUUCUUCCAAGAUAUAAAAUGUGUUGAUGACGGUGAAAUUAUAUCAUGCAAAAUGCAUGAUCUGAUUCAUGAUGUUGCUAAAAGUGUAGUAGCAACUGAAAUGAUGUUGGUUACAAACAACACAAGCAAUUUGAAUGCAGAAGUUUACCAUGUAUUUUUAGAGAGUGAAGACGCUAUCAUGUUUCCUGUGCAGAUGAAAAGGAUGCGUACACUGCUAAGAAAGCCUCGUCAAAUGUAUGGUGUUCGUAGUAAAAUUGAGAUUCCAAAGGUGGAAAGUUUGAGGGUACUAUCCUGGCCUGAAAAUGGUAUUCAAAAUGUGCCAAAUAUGAUCUGUGAAUUGAUACAUCUAAGAUAUCUUGAUCUCUCUGAUAAUCCUUUUCGCUUGCUUCCUUCAUCCAUUACAAACCUUUUUAAUUUGCAAACAUUGAAGUUACGUCAUUGUUCUGCUCUUGAAAAAUUGCCAGAUGAAUUGGGGAAAUUAGUAAACCUGAGGGUUCUUGAUUUAUAUGGUUGUUACAAGUUGAGAUACAUGCCUCCAGGGAUGAGGAGCAUGACAUAUUUACAUAAGUUGACAUAUUUCGUAUUAGGUAACCCUGCAUAUGAUGGUACUAAGGCACUUGAAGACUUAAAAUGUCUAAAAUCUCUCACAGGGACCUUGCUAUUCAACAUACACAGUGAUUGGACGUGUGAUAUAGCAAAAGUUAGAAAAGGGGGAUAUUUAUCAGAAUUGGAACAACUCAAGGAGAUCGUUAUGCAGUUCGGAUAUAAUCUAGAGGAUUACAAGGCACAAGCAUUCUUGGAUGGCCUGCAACCCAACCAUAAUCUUCGGAAGGUUUAUUUGGCUGGUUGUCCUGGAGUAAGGUUGCCAAGUUGGUGGGGGAGGGGUGCCUUGUCAAAGAAUCCCAAGUCUUGUCUGCCAGAACUCGUUCAAAUACAUCUUUAUGAAUGUGGCGUGUUUGAGUUAUUUCCAUCGAUGAGUCAAUUACCCAAAUUAAGAGUUCUUCUCCUUGAGCAUGUUUCGGGUUUAGAGUACAUAGAGAGUAACAAAAACGGAGACAUGGGUCCUACGGAGUUAGGGGGUUCACCACCAGGAGAAGCACAUGAGAAGUUGCUUAAAAGUCUACAAAUAUAUUAUUGUAACCAGCUAGCUAGUCUUCCUCUUUGUCCUCAAGGAGGAUCAUUUCACAUUUGUGCCAUUGACUCUCUGGCAUUUCGGAAAUCCCUAACAUAUAGCCGACGAUAUAAAAUUUCAAAAGAUUAUAGGGUGGAGAUAAAUAGUGUAAAUGUGGAAUAUAUUAUUAACUCUCUGCCCACAGAUAUCUUUGAGCAUCUUUCUCACUUGGAUAUCAGUCAUUGGAACGAGAUAAAGAGAUUAAAACCAGUGGAAUUGUCAGAGUUGUUUCAGAGUGGCCGCGUGUCCUCCCUUCUAUCUCUUACAAUAUUUAAAUGCAAGGAACUGAGGAGUCUAUCAGCAUUAGAAGAAAUGUGGAGGCAUCUUACUGCCUUAGAGACUCUAAUAAUUGAAUACACUGCAACCUUAAAGUUGGAGUGGGAGGAAGAUGGUGAUUGUUAUAGCGACAGCAAGGAACACAAAAGUGCAAAGGCAGUGAUGAGGGAGGAAGAUAAUUAUGACUCAGUCAUCACUAGCUUUGAUAUGCCAUGGAUAUUCCUUGCUCCCACACUCCGUUCCUUAACAUUAGUAAGCUUACCAAAGCUGGUGAGGCUGCCGAGAGGGAUGCAUUGGUUGACUUCCCUCCAUUCUCUGGAAAUCAAAUUUUGCAACAAUUUGGAAGAACUACCGGCUUGGAUAGGUUGUUUCACGUCUCUCCAAUCUCUACAUGUUGAGAAUUGCGGAAAACUGAAAUCGGUACCACAAGAAAUGUGCCAGCUCGCCUCUUUAGAACGACUUUCAUUAUAUUAUAACUCGGAUGAAUUGCGGGUUAGGUGUCAGAAGCCAAGCGGUGCUGACUGGCCAAAAAUUCAACACAUCCCCUUCAUUGAAGUUGUUUAA